Messenger RNA from Gymnodraco acuticeps, 7505 nucleotides. Its product is annotated as glucocorticoid receptor-like. The transcript has 10 exons. Gene Ontology annotation, molecular function: zinc ion binding; steroid binding; nuclear glucocorticoid receptor activity. Bases 505 to 2910 code for a protein of 801 amino acids. Lineage: Eukaryota; Metazoa; Chordata; Actinopteri; Perciformes; Bathydraconidae. Gene Ontology annotation, cellular component: nucleus. Gene Ontology annotation, biological process: nuclear receptor-mediated glucocorticoid signaling pathway; regulation of DNA-templated transcription. The record is from RefSeq and is a predicted model, not a curated record.
UGCUUGAGUUUGCAGUUGAGUGCGCCAGGGCAACACGGCUGUAUUAUAUAACUUUAAUGUAAGCUACUCACGGGUUUAAUGGCGCAAGAGCAGAAUAUCGCGCCGCAGAUCUGUGGAUUCAUUGCGGAAUUAUCCUGAACUCGAGUGCAAGUGAGCGAUUGAUCACUUUUUCCCUCCUACUGGCGACGUGCGUUAAAAGUUAUCGACAGAUCGGCGGCACGUCGCACUCGGUGGAUCCUGUCAGCUUCAGACAGGUCGGCGUCGUUGUUGACUUUAGUUAAAAAAUAGUUGCUAUUGCAGACGAUGUUUUCCUUCCGUUUGAGGAGAGGGGUGACAACGAAUCAAUUUGACAUUUCACCACGCAACAUUACAGCAAGGAAGGUGUUUUAUUCGAGUGUGUGACUCUGGGGACAUUGCGUUAUUUCUCACAAUUUUUCCAAGUUGGACUGACAGGAGAUGAGCUAACCGGCGGAACACAUCGUGCUUUCACUACAGGAUAAAGAAAUGGAUCAGGGUAGACUGAAGUGCAACGGUAAUCAAGACGACAGCCUGACAUUUGGGGAGACAGGAUCCGGAGUAGGCAGGGAAACGGGUGACACAGUUGGUUUACUGCUCCAGUCUGCAGGGCACCUGCUCGGUCCCAGGUCUAUGCCCCAUCCCACAGUGGCCGCGAAUGGACAUGGUGUAACCAAAGAUCAAGGGCAACUUGGAGGCCUCUUUGAUUCUCCUCAGCAUCACAUCCAAUGUGAGGGCUCAGACAUGAAGGAGGGUAAGAUCACCAGAAUGCAGAAACAACACCAGGAUAGCGGUGUAUUUAACAUUGAGGACAACCUGCCGUUGUUGAAACAGAAUAUUUCCAAUCUCAACAGUCCGGCCCCCUCUGUCAUCAGCACCUCAGUCUCCUCCAUCCUGGGGAAUCUCCCUCUGCCUGAUCUUUUUCCCCAACACAUCAAGCAGGAGGGACAUUUUUCUACGGAUAAAGACAUGGAAAAUUACAGCUGUAACACGGGUGUAAGGCUGUGUGAUUUAGAUGAGAAAGGCAGUUGCCUAAUGGAGGAUUCUGAAAUGUGGCAAGACCUGGACCUUCCUAAUUCUCUGCCAGAAAUUAGCGAUUUUGAGUUGGAUUCAGAAGUGGCACACUUGGAUAACAUCCUACAUGACAGCAGGGGUAGAGGCGGUCCUGUCAGCGGCUUGCUAAAAGAAACAAAGCCUCUGGUGGGUAACGGAGUAAACUGCAACAAUGUGAACGGCACGGACCAGCAGCACCAGCCCAUCCACCAUCAGCAGCAGCAGCACCACCUUCUACAGCACCAGCUCCAUCACCAGCAGCAGCCUGCACCUCUGCUCUCCAGCGUUAUGAUCAAGGAGGAGAAGGAUCCUGAUGACUCUUUCAUUCACAUCCGUACUCCUGGUGUUGUGAAACAGGAGAAGCAGGAGAAUACAGGGUUCUGCCAGUCGCAGUGUCUGCAGAGCAGCAUGAGUUCUCUACAUGGAGGAAGCUCCAUGUCUUCCCCUAUGGGCGUCGAUGCAGGAACUUCGUACCUAUACAGAGCCAACCCAUCCUCCACAGUGGGCCUACAAGACCAAGAGCCUUUUAGCAUGUACUCAAACCUGCCUCUGGUGGGGGAGACCUGGGCCAGGGGGAACCGGUUCGGAGAGUCGUCCGGGUUGCAGAGGGGUGACGACGGACUCCCCUCCGCUGCAGCCUUGGCAAGUUUUUCUGUCAACUUCUCAAGCUCUUCACCCAGAGCAGGAGAGACCGGUAAUUCUUCAGUGUCGGGCCAAUCCAAGCCCAAUGGACAGGCUCAUAAGAUCUGUUUGGUGUGUUCAGACGAGGCCUCAGGGUGCCACUACGGGGUUGUUACCUGUGGCAGCUGCAAGGUGUUCUUCAAGAGAGCCGUUGAAGGAUGGAGAGCACGACAAAACACAGAUGGCCAGCACAACUAUCUGUGUGCGGGGAGAAAUGACUGCAUCAUUGAUAAGAUACGGAGGAAGAACUGUCCAGCUUGCCGCUUCAGGAAAUGUCUUCAAGCCGGAAUGAACUUGGAAGCGAGGAAAAACAAGAAGCUGAUCAAGAUGAAGGUGCAGCGGCCUUCUGGACCCUCAGAGCCCACCAGCAACAUGCUUGUUCUGGGCAUCCCCAGACCCAUCCCUCAGCUCGUGCCCACCAUGCUGUCUGUGCUGAAGGCCAUUGAGCCAGAGAUCAUUUACUCGGGCUACGACAGCACUCUGCCGGACACCUCUACGCGGCUCAUGACCACUCUCAACAGGCUUGGGGGGCAGCAGGUCAUCUCUGCAGUCAAGUGGGCCAAGUCACUGCCAGGCUUCCGCAACCUGCACUUGGAUGACCAGAUGACAUUGCUGCAGUGCUCAUGGCUCUUCCUCAUGUCCUUCAGUCUGGGUUGGAGGUCGUACGAGCAGUGUAACGGUAGCAUGCUCUGCUUUGCCCCUGAUCUCGUCAUCAACAAAGAUCGCAUGAAGCUGCCCUUCAUGACCGACCAGUGCGAGCAGAUGCUGAAAAUCUGUAAUGAGUUUGUCAGACUGCAGGUGUCCUAUGACGAGUACCUGUGCAUGAAGGUCCUGUUACUGCUUAGCACAGUACCGAAAGACGGCCUGAAGAGCCAGGCGGUGUUUGACGAGAUCAGGAUGACGUACAUCAAGGAACUGGGGAAAGCUAUCGUCAAAAGAGAGGAGAACGCUAGUCAGAACUGGCAGCGUUUCUACCAGCUAACUAAGCUACUGGACUCAAUGCAGGAGAUGGUGGAGGGUCUUCUCCAGAUCUGUUUCUACACCUUUGUGAAUAAAACCCUCAGUGUGGAAUUCCCGGAGAUGCUGGCAGAGAUCAUCACCAACCAAAUACCAAAAUUUAAAGAUGGGAGCGUCAAGCCUCUGCUGUUUCAUCAGAAAUGACUGCCUUAAACUGUGAAGCAAUGCCUUAAAUCCUGCCCUGACCACGAACCUCUCAUGGGGCCCCAAGUUUUCGCCCCAGGCCCUAAACCUUCUCUUGUCCUGCCUCUCCCAGCACUCGGAUUUGAUUCCUCCGUUUUCCCAGGCCCCCCCCCUUUAGGAAUUCAGCCACGCCCCUCAAGGCCUCAGCCGGUCAACCUUAUAUCGGAGCACAAUCCCUCGCCUCCCAUCGCGUCACGCCUCCCCAUGUGGUCCAUGGUCGGGCCAAGCUACUGUGGGCAACCCUACCACCGACCUGAAGCCCUUCCUUUUGGCUAACCAAGAAGAAAAUGUCAUACAGGGGAAAUAUGUUGGCGUUGAAUGUCUCAUGGGCAGGAUGCAUUUUGGGAAUCUAUUUUUUAUUUCAUUUUUCCAGGCCCCUCCUCCGUCCAUGGCCCUGUCCUCAGGUUUUUAAUGCAGUUUCUUUAGGUGGCCGCCCGCCUCUUACCUUCUCCUGCCUCCAGUUGUGUAUUGUUGUUUUUAAUGACAAGCCAAUACCUAGAAAGUCCUUUUCCGCCCUCAACACGACACCUCAUAUUGUGUCCAACUUGUUAGAUUAGCAGCGUAUUGAAGUACGAGUUCAAGCUUACAGUUCCUCUGCUCACCUGCCCAUAUGUCUCUGUUUGCCCCCCCCCCCCCCCCCCCCCAGCUCCACUGUACAGAGAAUGUCGUACGUGUUCACGAAGCAUACUCUAACAUGAGAACAUCUCUUCUUCUGGACUAAAGGACAUUAAGGACAAACUGUUUUCAGCUGUUUUCAUCAUUACUGAAAUGAUUUGAAUCAGAUUUAUAUACCUGACCAAUGAAAGAAAAUAACUGGAAUAUUAUUAUAUAUAAUAUUCGUUUAUUUUAUGCAGACACGCAUUUCUUACCACAAAUGCAGGCCAUGCUUACAAAUGCACAACAUACAACAGUAUUUGCAGACACACAUUCACUUAGCAAAAUGUUUACACAGGAUGUAUCUGAGAAGGGAAAAUCAGUGCCUUUUAGCUUUUAAAGCUCUUCAUAGCCAUCCUCUAUAAACCACGUUUUUUCUUUUUGCAUUACUAUCUACCUUGAGAAAUGUCCACAUAUUAUUUCUGUUUUCGUUUUUCCACGUUGCAAUUUCUGUUUCCUUUCCAAGCAGCUGUUUUCUGUGUUUUUAGUAUGGGCAGCUCUCAUUGUUUUGAUCCUCAGAUUUACCCCCCCCCCCCCCCCCCCCCCCCCCCCCGAUGUGGGCUCCUUUAGGAAGACAGCCUUAAAGUUAAGUUAAAAAUACUCAGAGCAGUACGAAAUAUAAAGAUUUUAUAUUUUAAUGUCAUAAGAAAGUUUAAGAAUCACAGAAAAUAGACAGGGAAACUCAAAACAAUAUUUAAGUCCCAAAACACAUUAUGUGUGUCUCUUUUUCCCAUGUAAAGUAUAUUUGAUUAAUAUACUGCAUCUCCCAAUCAGUUACUUAAAGUUCCAGUAAACAGAAUAUGUCAACAGAUAUAAUGUUAGAUACAAUCCAAGUUCUUUAACAAGGUUGUAACGAUCUUCAACCCCAUCGGUGCUAAAUGGACACCACUGGAAUUAAACUAGGCAUAUCUGAUGUUUUAUAAUAUUUAGGGUUCAUUUAAAUCAAAUUUGUUUACAAACCUUUGCAAUUUAUUCAGAUGCAAUCACACAGGUGGGGUUUUAAAAACGAAAUUGCCUGGAAAAGAACACUCAAGGCGUCUAUGUGUUAGUAAAUAGCCAUCAUGAUUCAAGCGAGCCUGAUUUAAAGUAAAAUUGUCCUUUCUUUUCCGGCUGCAUAUACUUACUUUCUCGUUUAGUAAAUGGUUUCAUACAACUCUACUUUUAAAUGUGGUUUUAUUGACUUACCUGGUCAGACUGCCUGUUCCCACUACCAGUAAUCACAGGAAGGUCAAAAAGGAAAGAGUUCAAUGUGUGUUUUAUAAAAUGAUUACUAGACUGGUUGGGUUUUCAAAAUAAGGUGCCAUGAAAACAGUAAGUACUACACCGUGCUCAAACCUCAGAAGUACUGAGAAGUGACAUCAAUUACUUUAUCAUAUAUUAAUUCAGGUAAACAAAAAGCAUAUUAUUGUUGACAAAAGUACUGCAUCUCACUCUAAAUAGCAUUUUAGAUUAAAUAUAACCUUCAAUCAGAUUCAUCUCAAAUAGUUUGCACAAACAGGAAGUGGGUUUAUUAUAAAGUAGUUUAACUCAACACGAUUAAAAGAUAAUUCAAUUCCAUACAUAAUUACAUAUUUUUUGUAUAUGAGAUAUAGACAAAUAAUAUAUAAAUAGAGACACCCAUAAUGUAUGGAACCUCUGUUCCCAGCACAGGAUUUCACCUCUAAAAUUGAGAUAUCUUUUGGAAGAAGAUGCAGUUUGAUCCAAAUAAAGUGAAUCAAAGCUCAGGCUGAGUGACUACAUCACUUGGAUGUGUUCCACUAGUGCCAAAUGUUGUAUCACAUUUUGAUAUGUAUUUUCUGGAGAUGUGUAGGGGUGAUUAAUCAGUUGGGGAGACAACAACACUUGUUUUUUUUUUACCUUUGCUUCAGGGCGCUCAGAUGUUCAGUGUCACACCUACACCAGCUUAAACGUACUGAUUGUUAUCGUCCAAGUUAAGUAUAUGAUGGACUUUUUUUGGAGAUGCACAAUAUAUUGUAUUUUUGAAAUUGCAAGGUCAACUGUAAUAUCUUCUAUUGUUAAACGGGUGGUGGUCAGCAUUUGUACAUUUGUAAUGUGAAAACAUGUUCAUACCAGCUUAUGUGAUGGCCAAAGCAAAACACACAGUGCAGUUGUUCAUUGGCUUCGGCUAAAAGCUCAAACACAAUCCCCCCCCCCUUCAUCUAUUUUCCUCAAUGUUUUCCUGCCUAAAAUGUCGACCGUAUAGAUUUUCAGCUGUUCACUCUGCAUGGUAUUCAUCCCUCUGUUGCACAUAACUCCGAAUGGCAGUUAACAGACCAGGUACCACGUUGCCAUAGAGACCGGUCAUUUGUGUGUUACUUACAGCUACAGUAACAGCACAGCAGACUCUGGACGCAUACAAGCCACUAGUCAAGAAAAGCCAUCACGUUUUGAAUCAGCCAUUCUGCCAGAGGAUGGUUACUCACAGCAGGGUUGUUUUGUGUACAGUGCAGGCUUUCAGCUUUACUCGUAAACUCUCGUGGCCUUUUGCUGUGAAGAACACGGGCUUGUGCCGCUCACGUUAAUGUGGAUUAUUCCGGGGAGGAUUUGAUUAAACUGUCUUUUUGGUGACUUGUGCAUACAGUAUUAGAGAUGUUUCCAGGUGGGUGCUUCAGAAAAACCAGCUUUAACAUGUAGACCUAACCACAUCCCUGCUCAUCUCUAAAUGGCCAUAGGUGUAUAUAGCAGCGCCGACAUAUCCAGUGCAAUGUAAACAGUGUCUAUUAUUACAACAUAUUUUUACAAGGACAUUACUUCUAUACUCCUAUACAUUUUUAUUUGACCUUUCAACUACAUGUAAAGGCCUUGCGCAAGGGAGACAGAGAGCCAUAGAAAUAUAAUUUCAAAUCAGGAAAUAGAUAAACCUCAAAACAAAUAUCAAUGCUUUGGGAGAUUGAUCUGGUGUAAAAAAAAAAGACUAUUUUCUGCGAUUUUUAAUAGAUCAACCUGAUCCUCUUUGAUAGGAAUAAUUUUACCCAAUCCUUUUUGUACAUUGAACAAAUUGAGAAAGUAAAUAUUUUUCUGUUUGUUGGUUGGUGUUUGAUAAAGGUAGACGUGUUAAAUACAUUAGGAAGUGUUAAACAUGUUUGUCUUGUGAAGUAAAUGUAAAUUCUACGAGUCAAUGGGAAAGUCUAUGAAUGCUCACUGUGUUUUAAAGUUAUAAGGAAACAAGGUAGAGGGAGGGAGGGAGGGUGAGGCAGACGGGAGGAGGUUUUUGCGUAUAAGAGUGACCAAAGCAGAGGAGAGAAAAAAAAAAGAUUUAUCAAACAAGAAGUAUUCAAGCAGUUACAUUUUAAGUAGCACUUAUUAUUGAACUUCUAGUACUUCUUAUUUUAUUUCGAAGAUAUCUUUUGUAAAGGUCCAGACUUUAGAUCCCAUGUAUAUUGCUGUCAGGAUUUACUGGUCACUUUAAAAUAGAAAAAUGAGACAAAAAAAAAGUUUAAUCUCCGUGUGAAAGUAAAUCUACCAGAGCCUGACGGAAUUGCACUACCCUCAUACUGGUUAAUAAAGUCUAUUUUGUAUAAAAUACAUGCAAAUAUUAUCUUUAAAGAUUAAGGGCAGAUCAUGAUUCACUGGUACAUAUGGCUAUGGCUUUCAUUGAAGUCUGUUUUGUUCGUAUUUCAGUUAUGUAAAUGUAAUCCAAUGUAAAAACAAACAAAAAAUAUAAAAUGUUCGUUACAAAAAAACAAGUUUGUUUUACUUCUGUAGUCAGUGUCAAUAUUUUCACCUAUUUGAUUAAAUGUUGAAUUAAGUUAUCCGUGUUGUUCUUUGACAUUGGAUUUGCCAUUGUGUUGGUAAACUGCUUGGAUGAUGUUUUUGUCAUCACAGGUUGAGAGUGCGAGUCGGAAAAACUGAUUUCUCUUUAGUUCGAACAUCUUACACAAUAAAGUUCCUAGUUUUUCAAA